UCUCUCACACACACACACACACACACACACACACACACACACACACGCACACGCACACAUGCAUAUGCACACCCACACAAAGUGAGGUGUUCACUGGUUUGGAGUUCACUGGUUUAGCAGCAGGACAAACAGGACUAGAAACUGGAAGUACAUUUCUGGCUCCUCACACAAGAAAUCUUAACUUUAGAAACAAUAUGGAUUACUCAGACAACGCGACGUAUGACUAUGACGAGCAUAACAACAGCUACUACAACUACAAUGACUACGAAACCAUUUGUGAAAAAGAGGACGUUCGAUCCUUUGCUAGAGUCUUCCUACCAGUUGUGUAUGGGUUAUCUCUAGUAGUGGGACUAACAGGAAAUGCUCUGGUACUGGCUGUGUAUGCGUAUUCCAACCGCUUGAGGACGCUGAUGGACACAUUUGUGGUGCACCUGGCCGUGGCCGACCUCCUACUCCUUCUGACCCUACCUUUCUGGGCUGCUUCUGCCGUUCAGGGCUGGGAGCUAGGAGAGGUUCUCUGCAAGAUUGUCACGGCCUUAUACACCAUCAACUUCACAUGCAGCAUGUUACUCCUGGCCUGCAUCAGUCUGGACCGCUAUCUUUCACUAUUCCCACAACUCAAAGAGCUUUUCCUGGGCCGCAUCUUUAAGAGGAACUGCUCCGCCAAGCUCUGCCUGGUAGUGUGGACAGUUAGUUGCUUUCUAGGAAUCCCUGAUUUGGUGCUCUCGAAGGUUAAAGAGCUUCCUGGUAGGAAGGUCUGCAUGCCCGUGUACCCUUCAAGCAUGGCCAUCCAGGCAAAGGUGAGCAUGGAGGUGAUCGAGGUGCUGCUGAGUUUCUUGGUGCCGUUACUGAUGAUUCUGUAUUGCUAUUUCCAUGUGGUACGGAAGUUAUUGGAGCUUCCACCGGAGAACAGAGGGAAAAAGUGGACAACAAUUCGUGUGUUGCUGGCAGUGGUUGGAGUUUUUGUGCUUACACAGUUGCCCUACAAUGUUGUGAAGUUCUGCCGAGUCCUGGAUGUGAUUCACGCACUAAUAAAGCACUGUGAGACGAGCAAAGCACUGGACCACGCAACCCAGAUAACUGAGAGUCUGGCUUUGAGCCAUUGUUGCCUGAACCCUGUGCUUUACGUCUUUAUCGGCUCAUCGUUUAGAAUUCGCGUGCUAAGGUUUGCCAAAGCCUUUGGCCAGAGGAGGAGACUGGCACAAAGGAGAGAGGAGCAUGGUGUAGAGAUCUCCUUUAAUUCACACUCACAAUCUCCAAACACAAGCACCUUCUCCAUAUGAGUAUAUUUAAAGCUAUGUAGUAGAGGAUAUAUGCAAUAUGAAGUUCAUCUCUGUGUAUCUAUCUGUAUUCUGUAUUCAACCGCCUAACCAUGUCCAGAUAUAUCUUCAUAUCAAUCUCCAGUCAGAGUUUUAUUCCUGCAGUGUGAAAAGGACCAGAAAAACAGGCUGAGCGAACCAGAAAGAUAUUGAAGUUGUUUUCUCUUUAACCGUAAUGCCCUUUGUACUCAAGCAAAAGCUGAAUGUAAGAGACACCCAAGCUCCAACAGACAGAGAUUUGCUUUGACAAUAUGUGCAAAAUCAAUUUUCUUUUUUUCAAUUCUCUCUCUCUCUAAGUAAAUAAUUCUGAAGUAAAAAAUCUUAAAUGAACUGAACCAGAACUGAACAAGACCUCAUAUUGCUCACCACCCAGCCAGGGUUGUGAGGGGACACAACACUGAACAUACAAAACACAUUACAGACAUAUGCUACACAUUUUGAAGAUUUUCAACUCUUCUCCUUCUUCGAUAUUUAAUAUCUUCUUCUGACAACAUGGAGUUCACUCUCUGAACUAUAAGUAAGGUAAAACACUGGGUGGGGGUGCUUGCUGAGGGCAGUGCAGAGUGCCUCCCUGACAGAGCACCCAUGCCAAUCUGGGAACCAUCAGUCUCAGGGAACAAAAAAAAAAAAAAGACUGUUUGUCCCUGCUUGGCAUGUUCUUUCUCCCUUUCCCCUUUAAAAAAUAAAUCAAUAAAAAUACUUGGUGGGUAAAACUUGGCUCAUACUGACACUCAAUCCAUCAGGUAGGUAUUCGACUUGACUAUUUGACUUAUUUAAUAUUCCUAACAUGUUUACAGAUACAUCUUCUAAAUAAAUGGUGUACAUAGACGGGUUUGGGUCAUGUUUUAUAGAAAAAAAUGCCACAGUGCUUCUCAGUGACCACCGUUAUUUACACAGUGGCCAGCCUUUCAUUGGAUUACUGUGCCUUCUUCUCAUGCUUAUAUAAAUAAACUAUACAAGCAAAUGUUGUAUCGUUUCUAACUGUUGUCUAGUUUACCUCCCCUACCCCUAAAAAAGGUUCAUGUAUCAUAAAAAAACCAAAAAAAAAAAACAUCAUUAUCAAAAUUCAUACUUGGGUUUCUAUUUGGUUAUAGGUGUAAUACAAGAGCAUUAUCUUUCCUCCUUCUGUUACUGAAGAACAAUGCACAAAUAACCAGUGAUAUAUUUGGUUGACAUCUGAAUUUCAUUGAGUUAGGUUGUGGACAAGCAGGGACAUAUUAAUGACUUGACACAAUUCCCUGGGAAUUGGGAACGCCUAGACUGGUUUGGAGCCUCUGUUAGGGGAAAAGGAAGUCCUUAAAGAUACAUUUUAUGACAUUGUUUUAUUUGAAUUCCUUUGUAAAAAAUUUUGUUUAAAUAAAUAAAUAAUAAAAACUUGUAUUUGAAACAUG
Messenger RNA from Ictalurus furcatus (blue catfish), 2710 nucleotides. It is a transcript of the gene ackr4a, whose product is annotated as atypical chemokine receptor 4a. Gene Ontology annotation, cellular component: membrane. The transcript is spliced from 2 exons. The record is from RefSeq and is a predicted model, not a curated record. Gene Ontology annotation, molecular function: chemokine binding; scavenger receptor activity; chemokine receptor activity. Gene Ontology annotation, biological process: immune response; G protein-coupled receptor signaling pathway; chemotaxis. Bases 195 to 1283 code for a protein of 362 amino acids. Lineage: Eukaryota; Metazoa; Chordata; Actinopteri; Siluriformes; Ictaluridae.